AUGAACGCCGGAAAACUUAAUAUUCGAGUGUUUAAUCAAGUUACAAGGCUUUCAAACGUGCAAUUAGGAUGUCGGCUGCUUCAUUCAAAUCAUAGCUCUCUACAGUCAUAUUUAAAGUAUCUCGAGUGGAAAAAUUGCUCGUUCAAGACAACAUUAGUCCAAGGAACUUUAUUUGAAUAUCUUGUGAAACAUAUACUAGAAAAGCACGGUUUCACUUUAAAACGAUGCGGAGGUAAAGAUGAUAGAGGAAUCGAUCUUUUAGGUAAAUUCCCUUCGGGUAGCAGCAUAGAAGCUAAAGUGGCCGUUUCAUGUAAAUCAAAUAAAGCUGCCAUUGGCCCAAAAUAUGUGCGAGAAUUGGAGGGUUCCCUUUCCUGGUGUCCCUUGAAUACAUUAGGGAUUUUGGCUUGCUUAAGCAAUUUUACUUCAGCUUCCUUGAAAGCCAUUCAAGUCAGUGAACGUCCUCUGGCCGUUUGUCGAAUAUAUAUUGAUCAUCACAGCAGCUAUAUGUUUCAAUUUGCAUGGAACUCGGCUGCCUCCAUUAUGUUUAAUGACAUGUCAGUUCGUCAAUUGUAUAAUUCCAAUACUCUCAUUGACACAUCAGAGGAAACUUCUUUGAUCCCUUACAAGUUUAUAUCUAAAGUACUUUGUGAUUCAGCUUCGAAUGAAGAUCGUCCAAUACCAAUUGGCCUUUUUUACAAAAGCAAACAGAUAUCCCAACUUGUUUAA
Messenger RNA from Schizosaccharomyces osmophilus, 726 nucleotides. Its product is annotated as mitochondrial endonuclease family. The transcript has a single exon. Gene Ontology annotation, molecular function: nucleic acid binding. The coding region runs from base 1 to 726 and encodes 241 amino acids. Lineage: Eukaryota; Fungi; Ascomycota; Schizosaccharomycetes; Schizosaccharomycetales; Schizosaccharomycetaceae. Gene Ontology annotation, cellular component: mitochondrion. The record is from RefSeq and is a predicted model, not a curated record.